Gopherus flavomarginatus (Mexican gopher tortoise) is the source of this 3490-nucleotide messenger RNA. RefSeq names its product protein FAM133-like. NCBI's taxonomy places the organism in Eukaryota, Metazoa, Chordata, Testudines, Testudinidae. The transcript has 6 exons. Bases 3097 to 3348 code for a protein of 83 amino acids. The record is from RefSeq and is a predicted model, not a curated record.
CGUGCAUGUUAAUAGCCAAACUAGACAUUCCACCUGGCCGAAAUGUCUCAAAACUAACUUUAUAGGUGAUAUUUAACUCUCGCUAGGGAUAAGUACGUUGACUGCGUGACUACCUUCCCCUCCUGCUUUGCUUGGUCUUCAGUGCUCUGUUAAGUUCAGCACACAUGAAAGUGAUGAGUGUCACGCUGACCAGAGUCAAGCAUAGUUCAACCCUGGGAGCAAACCAACAAGAAGGUGUUUCAGCCAACCGUACUGCUACAGUCUGGCCUAGAUAGAGAGGCGGUCUCUGACACAGUCAGCUCGCAGGCCUUUAUGGGCUCAUGUUGAUGGUUUAAACAGCAGUGACUGAUAUUCUGCACUAGCUGAAGCUUCUGAGUGGACCUCAAGUGUAACCCCAAGUUGAACAGUUUUAGAGUCCAGCCUGGAGCUGGCAAAGGCAUGACCACCAUGAUGAGGUCACCAGCAGAAAGGAAAAGUCGCGAUCUCUACGUCAGAAUGCAUGUUAAGCCACUGCUGUCACCUGAGAAUUGCAACGAACGGGGUUGGAUUCCAUGAGAUGCUGAGAUUGCAGACUGAAUCCCCAGGCUCUCUUCUUUCAGCUGAGAAAUUUUAGGUGCACCUCUGGAACCCACCAACUCCAUGCCAUAAAUGCUCACAGCAGAUCACUUGAUUUCCCUAUAGCCUUCUUUGCCUUUUCGAGAGACUCAAGUUUGUUGUGCUUACAACACCCCAAUCUCCCUGGGCCCUGGUCUUGUGCCAUAGCAGGAUGGGCUUUUUUUAUAUUUCAUCUCUAGUCUGUACUGGUAGUUGUAAGAGAUGCUCCUGGUCAAUGGCCAGGAAUAACAACAUGCAAAGCAGAGUUAAUUACAUUAGAGCAAUGCAUUCUUUAUAAUGCUUCGGAGAGUGAAUCCUGCUGGGCAGUAAGUGUUUGAGGGAGUCUGCCUGAAGGGAGAACAGUUCAAUUCCAGAGGCAUAUCUGGUGUAGCUGGGCUUGAUCGUUUAAGAGAAUUAACUUUGCAAAUUAGAACCAAGCUCUGCAGGGGCAGCCCAGCCAGUCAGCUGGGGGUAUCUCCUCAGCAUAAAGGCCAUGCUCCUGAAGUUAAAGGUCAGCUGAAUGCCUCUACUCUGCCCACCCCAUGUAGGGACAUACUGGCAAUGGAUUGGGCUGGAGUGCAAUGUGGUCUGGCUAUAGGGUGUCCUGCUGCCUGCAGAAUCCAGGAGGCACAAGGAUAUGCCCAAGCUUCCCUAUUUUAGCUGCCUGCACUCUGAAUUGGGGCCACCACUUGCAAUGAAUUAUUUACUUGAACUGAAUCCUGUGUGUGUGAAUUCAGGGGCAGCAGUGGGGGCAAAGAAACCUAAAAUCUUUUUAAGACUGAGCUUGAUGAAUUUACAGAGAGGAUGAUCUGAUGAGAUUGACUACAAUGGCUUAUAGACCAUCCGUGACUGCUAUUAGCAAAUAUCUCCAAUAGCUGGAGUUGUGACCUUCGAGGGGAGGGCUCCAAGUCACUACAGAGAAUUCUUUCCCAGGUGUCUGGCUCUUGGGUCUUGCCCACAUGCUCAGGGUCUAACUGAUCGCCGUAUCUGGAGUCAGGAAGGAAUUUUCUCCUAGGUCAGAUUGGCAGAGUCCCUGGUGUGUUUUGCCUUCCUCUGCAGUGUGGGGCAGGGGUCAUUUGCUGGUUUGAACUAGAUUAAAUGGUGGAUUCUUUGUAACUUGAAGUCUUUAAAUCAAGAUUUGAGGACUUCAGUAAUGCAGCCAGAGGUUAUGGGCCUAUGACGGGUGGGUGGGUGGGUGAGGUGCUGUGGCCUGCGAUGCGCAGUAGGUCGGACUAGAUGAUCAUGAUGGUCUCUUCUGGCCUUAAAGUCUAUGAGUCUAUGAAUUUUCCCCAACCAAUUUUACUCAUUCAAAAUGGCAAAGGUUAUUCCCACUUCCCAGGGGUGCUGCAAGGCUGAAUUCAUUAGUUCUUGUAAAGUGCUUUGCAGUUCCACAGCCCCUCAGGAUCUCAACAUAUUGUCACUGUUCUUUCAUUGUAUCAAUAUUGUUGGAAAUGAGCGUGUUGCUUGGAAGAGGAAAAGCAGGGAGGAGCAUAUCCAGACAAUGUUUAGAACUAAUACUUUAACAUUAUUGGCUAACUACUGUAGUUAGGUAUUUAGCUAGUUAGAACUUGGAGUGAAAGAUCGCUGAAGAGGCAGACGUUAGAGGCUGCCAUACAUGAAAGGGAACUAACUGUCCACUCUUAAGAUAUUCAUCUGUCUGUUGUAGUGUCCCAUGUGUCAAGUACACAGCCUUCCUGGAGUAGCUGUUGGCCUGAUGAUUGCAUAUGUGAGGGCAAAUAUGACGUAAGUAGGAGAGAGAGAGAUUCCUGUCUUAAUGGCUCUACAAGUAUCCUGGAUGACCAGCUGCUGCCAUAGUGUUCCAAGCAGGGGGAGUCCGACUGAGGUUUGGGACCCUGUUCCUGCUUCCUCUGAAGUCAAUGGCUCAGCUUCCAUUGUGCGCAGCAUGGCAGGAUCGAACACUCAAUGUCCACGUGGUGUAGGGUGACCAGAUAUCCCGAUUUUAUAGGGACAGUCCUGAUUUUGGGGUCUUUCUUAUAUAGGUUUCUAUUACCCUUCACCCCGUCCCGAUUUUUCACAUUUGCUGUCUGGUCACCCUAAUGUGGUGGGCGUUUUCCAACAUAGCAGCCAUGGCCUGCCUAGCGUGGGUCAGAAGUUCUUGAAUGAGUCAGCGUUAGCCAGGCAGAUAGGUUACUCUGCACCUGGGCUGGGUCACUUGUGUUUCCUGGGAUCCUAGGAUGCCAGAGGAGGAUGGUGGAACCAGUUUUUCUGCUCUGGCAGUGGAACUGGGGAGGAGACAGUACAAGAUGACAAGACAGGAACUGCAGAGCUACUGCUACCAACUAGAAACUUGGGAGGCCGCUUGCCUUUUUCACUGCCAGGAAUGGUCUCAUUAACGCUGUAUGCAGAGAGAUUCCAUUAACCCAGAAAAAUAACCAUUCUGGAAGGUGUUAAAACAUUCAGGGCUCAUCCUUAACCUGCAGGUUAAAGGAAAGCAGAAAGGUGUUCUGAAUCGACCUGUGAGAUCCAGGUAGCUGCUGCAGGAUGUCUUCCAUCUUAAAGAUGUUCGGAAGAGAAGACAAGAAGGAUCAGGGAAAAGAGAAGGAGAAAGACAAGAAAGAAGAGAAGGAGAAAGACAAGAAAGACGGAGACAAGAAAGACAAGAAAAAGAAGAAGAAGGAAAAAAAGGGAGAGGGCGAGGAAGGUGACAGCAGCGACAGCAGCAGCAGCUCUGACAGUGAUUCUGAAGAGGGUCACCAUGGCGACAAGAAGAAAAAAGAAAAGGAUAAAGAAUAACUUCUGAGGAGCCAAUGGAGGCCACAUUUGUGUUUCCUGCCUUCGCCCAGGUGCUGGGUAGUGUGAAGGAGAAGGGGAUCAAUUGUGAAAAAAUGCACCUGGUGCUGAGGAUGUUUCAUCCAAAUAAAGUUGUUUUAGUACU